AUGUCGCGUGCUGCUGGAACUUUAGUAACGACAUACAAUUCAACUUAUUAUCCUCCAUCGUUGAUGCCAGGAUAUCGAGGUCAUGUUCCAACUGUAAAUUUGCAAUAUGGCGAAACAUUUGGUAAUUCGACGGCAAAAUAUUUUCAGGAUUACCGGAGUGAAGCACUCAAUUCAUCAAAAAGUUUAUAUGCAAGAGGUGGAUAUUUUCCUACACCAUAUACACAUCAACCUGAAUUAGUUAUAAGUGAUCGACGUCGAUCAAGAGAUCGUUAUCUCUACAUUCCAAAAUACACCUUAAAUAAUCAGAACUAUGACCGCACUAAUGAAAUUCGAAAGUUUCAUCACCUUUCGCAACAUCAUCGUGAUGCUUACACGGAUAGAAUCGAACAUUUUUCUCCAUUACCUGUUUCAAAUGAUAAAAUGUAUGAAGCUCAUUUACCAUAUUACUCAAUGUUACUUCGUCACACAUCCAAUGUUAAUAUUCCAGUGGAAAAAAAUUUUCCUCCAGUUAAGGAAGUCGCCAAGCAUAGUGACUUUACAUUAUUUGGUCGAACUGGUAGAAAUUUAGGUUCAGCUGCUGCCUUUGGUGGUUCAACACCAUCAUUAAACGUUCCGAUUCAGCCUAGAGCAGCCAGCAGUGUGCCAACCGUCGAUUAUAUAUGCUAA
Messenger RNA from Didymodactylos carnosus, 666 nucleotides. The record is from the annotation of a GenBank genome assembly. Lineage: Eukaryota; Metazoa; Rotifera; Eurotatoria; Philodinida; Philodinidae.